GCUAAGUUAUGUCGAGGGGAGUAGUAGACAAACAUAUGCUCACGUUUUAAAUGAGAAAAACUGCUUCUUCUUACUUUCGCUUUCCCUGUCGUAACCAAGGGUUGAUACAUGUUGAGUAUCAUAUUUCACCACGGGAUUUCUCACCUCAGUUCCUGCUAAAUGGGGAGACAAGGCCAAAAUGUUUAUGAGAGAAGCUGCAUUGAAGGCGGGAAUUAAAAAAGAUCAUUUGACAUUAACUCUAGAACCUGAUGCAGCAUCUAUCUACUGCCAAUACUUUGCCAAAGAAGACACAUUAUCUCCAACAUUAGGUGUUGUGAAACCAGGCACAAAGUUCAUUCAUUGUGAUAGAUCUGGGAGAUUUAAAAGAGAGUCCAUUUUCCACAUUCUUCACUUAAGUGGUACAGCUGAUAUAACAGUGCAUCAGAAGUGUGAGGAUAACACUUUGGAGGAAGUUCUUCCAGCAAGUGGAGGGCCAUGGGGAGGAAAAGCUGUAGAUGACCGGUUCGUGAAUUUUUUAAAAGAAUUGGUUGGGGAAAAUGUUUGGGAGGAAUUUAAAAAGGUAAACAUGGAUGAUUAUCUGGAUAUCAUGAGAUGUUUUGAAUCUAACAAAAGAACAAUUGUUCCAGAGAAGAGUGGUAAUAUCCGAAUGACAAUACCACAAACUUAAGUUGAAUUGUCCACCAAGUCUCAUGGAGUCAAGAGUUUCAAAAAAGUAAUUCAGAAAAAUGAUACCCAUAGAAAUAAUGUAGAUUUUAUUACUGGAAAGCUUGCAUGGGAUAAUGACUUUUUCAGGGGUUUCUUUAAGAAAAUUAUUGACGAAAUAGAGAAACAUAUUGAUGAAAUAAUCCAGGAAUCUGAGGCAAGAGAUAUUCGAAUCUUUGUUUUUUUUUUAAUGUUCACUGGUCCAGGAUGCAAUCAAGAAACAUUUCGGCAAUGUUUCUAUCAUUGUACCUGAAGAAGCUGAAUUGGCUGUUUUGAAGGGUGCCGUCUUUUUUUUGCCAUGUGUCAGAUGCUAUCUCGCAUAGAUCAGCAAGAUAUACGUAUGGAAUUCAAACAUGACCCGAAUUUAUGGAAGGGCAUCAUCCAGAAGAGAAAAAGGUGGAAAUAGGAAAAUCAGUUCGGUGUCGAGAUGUCUUCUUCAAGAUUGUUACCAAAGGGGAAAAGGUCAUGCCAGGGUAUUUGGGGUCCCAGAUAUUUCAAGCCCUGCAUUACAUUGAAAAUCUUUUAGAUUGCGGGGUGUUUGUUUCAGAUAAAAAGGAUCCAAAGUAUGUAGAUGAUCCAAAGUGCAGACUGCUUGGGCAUCUACAGGUCCUAUUAAAUGCAGAGAAGCAGACCGUUGAAACGCUAAUUGAGGAGACGCUGAUUUUUGAGAGACUCAAUUGAAAUUUAAAGCAAAAGAUGUAUAUUCUGGUAUGCAUUGUGAGGUCAUCUUUGAUCUCUUGAAAGAUUGAUAAAAGUUAUAUAUUGUAUGUUGUGAACACACACGUGUUCGUGUACGUAGAAUAUAAUUAAGAUUUUUUUAUUCAAACAGGCAAACUUUGUACGAUUACUUAAGUUUCUGGAGUUAUUAUUUUGUACUAUCAUAAAUGACAUUAUGAAAGAGGAAUUAUAUUGCACUAUGUAUAUUUCUAGUGAUGUUCCUAUCAUCGAUUAAAAUCGAAAGCUAGUCGAUUGUUACCGCAUUCUAAGCGUUUGAUCAAAAAAGGUUUCAUUACGAUUAAUCGAUUGAGGUUUUUCUCCCUUUCAACGAGCGCAUAUCAUAAACAGAAUACUCUAAACGCGAACUUUCUAAACCCUAAAAAGGCACGCGGUCUGAAAAUUCCUGACAUGUCAGACGAGCUCCAUAUUCUCUUGAUGAAGCGACCUCUAAAUAGGUAGCUUGACGACGCGACCUUUAAAAAUAGGACGGCGUAUUCUUACUCGGGAAAUAUAGUACAUUCUCGAAUUUGGACGUAUUUUGGUUUGAAGAAAAUUGAUGUUGAUUGCCUUCUAAAGAAAAUUUUUUAAAUAUAAAAUCUUUAUGGAUAGAAAUAUUAAGUAAAUUAAAAUACGAAAGCCUAGUAAUGUGUCUGCCCAUUGUAACUAAGUCUUGAGUAUUGCAUUUAUUUAGCACAUAACUAUAAAAUAUAAAAACCUCCGAUUAUAAUCAAUAGUUGCAAGAAACCGAUUAUCGAUUCUGAAGAUCUCAACGAUUCCCAUCACUAAAUAUUACAUUUUAUAUAGUUCUAUUGUUCAUAUGUACCAACAAAAAGAAAUAUAUUUUUUAAUAAAUUAUCACAUAUAAUCAUGACAGUUUUUUGUCCACUCGCAGUGAAAUUAUCCACAUUUCUUCUCAGAUCUGCCUUUUGGCCGUUUAUUUCACCUCUCUUUACAGUUUUCAAAGAAUCAAUAAAUAAAGAGGAACAAUCAUUACAUGUAUUAAUAGAAAAUAUUAUAUUAGAAGAUUUUUAUAGCAGUUCAAAAUCCCAAAAAGAAAAUUCAGUUUUAUUGUUGAUGUAUGAAAUGAGAUACCGGCAUGCCUGUUACUGUAUGUUUUCAUUUCUGUAUUGCAAUGUUGUCAUGCUCUUGCAUUAUUUGGUGUAGAAUUAGUGAAAAUAGAAUAAAAGAAAGAAUGAAUCCGUGGGGUUUUUUCAGUGAAGUAUUUAAUCAAACUGGUCAAUAUAAAAUUGUCCAUUCAUACUAAUUUUUAUGGACUUUAUGGUGCUUUUGAUUAUUGAUUGCUGUCUGUGCUACAUGUCAUUUCUUGUACGUUCUAUGUUUUAUGUUAUUUUACCUGUGUAAAUGAGUUUUUACAUUUUAAUAUUGAUAAUAUCAUUAUCAAAAAAUCAAUUUAUCAGCCAGUUUCAUUCUUUUAGUUAUUACAUAUAGGACCACCUGUGAGACUUCAAUUAACUGUUUCAUAUUAACAUCUACCGAGUAUUUUUGCCUCUUUUUCCUAAGAAAACAGAUUGUAAUUUAGAGCACUGUCGAUACCAAAAAUGCUGAAACCUACACGAUUCAUUUCUUACCAGUUUAAUGAUCGAUCGAAACCAUUAGCAACCUAAGAAAAAUCACGGACUGCACGGAAUAAUCAUGAUGAUGUCAGACUCCUCGAAUUCCGAUAAAAGAAAUGGCCAUUGAUAGCUUGGUAAUGCAAUGUUGUCUUUCCUGCUGUGUUAUUUUUGAAGAAACAAAACGAAAGUAGAUCUAUCAGAAUCUCUAAUAUGGAGAAAGAUAGCAAAUGUACGAGGCUUGUGGUUGCUGCAAUUGACUUUGGAACAACGUUUUCCGGUUAUGCCUUCUCCUUAAAAAAUGAAUGGGGACGAGUGUUUACUAAUCAAUGGACUGGUGGAAAUCUGAUCUCUCCUAAGGCUCCUACCUGUCUCCUCUUGAAGAAGGACUUUUCUGAAUCUUUUUUUGGAUACGAGGCUGAGGACAAAUACACAGAAUUGACAUCAGACGAAAGUCACAAGGAAUACUAUUUUUUUCAAAGAUUUAAAAUGAUUCUUCAUCAAGAUGUUGAUGUUAAACGGCAUAUUCUGUGUUACGAUAUCUCAGGCGAAGCUCUGGAAGCACGUUUGGUCUUUCAACAUUGUAUCAAGUGUCUGAAGGAUUAUUUGUAUAAACAGAUAGAGAAGAGUUUAUUAGGCACUCAGGAUGGUGACAUUGAAUAUGUGUUGACAGUUCCAGCUAUAUGGGGAGACAAGGCCAAAAUGUUUAUGAGAGAAGCUGCCCUGAAGGCGGGAAUUAAAAAGGAUGACUUGACUUUAGCUCUAGAGCCAGAAGCAGCAUCUGUCUACUGCCAAUACUUAAAUUCUGUCAAAGAAGACACAUUAUCUCCAUCAUUGGGUGUUGUAAAACCAGGCACAAAGUACAUGGUGAUAGAUCUAGGAGGUGGUACAGCUGACAUAACAGUGCAUCAAAAGUGUGAGGAUAACACUUUGGAGGAAGUUCUUCCAGCAAGUGGAGGGCCAUGGGGAGGAAAAGCUGUAGAUGACCGAUUCAUGAAUUUUUUAAAAGAAUUGGUCGGGGAAAAUGUUUGGGAGGAAUUCCAAAAGGUAAACAUGGAUGAUUAUCUGGAUAUCAUGAGAUGUUUUGAAUCUAAGAAAAGAACAAUUGUUCCAGAGAAAAGUGGUAAAACCCGAAUGACAAUACCACAAACUUUAGUUAAAUUGUCCACCAGGUCUCAUGGAGUCAAGAGUUUCAAAGAAGUAAUUCAGAAAAAUGAUACCCAUAAAAAUAAUGUAGGAUAUGACACUGGAAAGCUUGUAUGGAAUAAUGACUUUUUCAGGGGUUUCUUUAAGAAAACUAUUGAUGGAAUUGUGAAACAUAUUGAUGAAAUAAUCCAGGAAUCUGAGGCAAGAGAUAUUCGAAUCUUUGUUAUGGUUGGCGGUUUUUCUGAAUGUUUACUGGUCCAGGAUGCAAUCAAGAAACAAUUCGGGGAUGUUUCUAUCAUUGUACCCGAAGAGGCUGGAUUGGCUGUUUUGAAGGGUGCUGUCUUUUUUGGCCACGUGCCAGAUGCUAUCUCGCGUAGAUCAGCAAGAUAUACAUAUGGAUUUCAGACAUGGCCCGAAUUUAGGGAAGGGUUUCAUCCAAAAGAGAAAAAGGUGGAAAUUGAAAAUUUAGUACGGUGCCGGGAUGUCUUCCUCAAGAUUGUUACCAAAGGAGAAAAGGUCAUGCCAGGAUAUAUGAGGUCCCAGAUAUUUCAAGCCCUGCAUAACAAAGAGAACAUUUUAGAAUGCGGAGUGUUUGUUUCAGAUAAAAAGGACCCAAAAUUUAUAGAUGAUCCAGAGUGCAGACUGCUUGGGCGUCUACAAAUCCCAUUAAAUGCAGAGAAGCAGACAGUUAAAACGCUUAUUGUGGAGACACUGAUUUUUGGAGAGACUGAAUUGAAAUUUAAAGCAGAACACGUACAUUCUGAAAUACAGUGUGAGGUCAUAUUUGAUCUCUUGAAAGAUUGAUAAGAGUUAUAUAUUGUUGUAUAUUGUGAGUAGAAUACAUGAACCUAGAAUAUAAUUAAGACGAUUUUCUACAAACAGGCAAAGUUUGUAAGAUUACUUAAGUUUCAGAUGUUAUCAUUUUGCACUAUCACUAUGAAAGAGGAAUCAUAUUGCACCAUGAAUAUCACAUUUUAUUUAUUUUCUUUCUUAAAUUCAGAUGUUCCAACAAAAAAACUUUUUAGAAAAGCUUUAUUACAUGGAAUCAUGGCAUUUUGUCCACUGGCAGUGAAGUUAUCCACAUUUGUAUGGCACUCCAAAUUCACAAAAUUGAGCUGAAUGUAGUUUCACAAUUGAUGAAUUAGGUUUUUCGACAGAUAACUACAGUUUACGAACCGCAUCUAUAAUUAACGAUCUGUUAAUUAAAGUUUUCAUCUGUAAAACUAUAUUUAACAGUUGUAAACUAUAGUAAACGAAUGAUAAUCUAUGUUUAUCUGUUUGUAGAUAACGUUUACAAUAGAUUUUGCUGAUAAUUAUAGAUUAACAUCUGUAUACUAUAAUUUACAUUAGUUAACUACUUUUGUUGUUAAUCAUAGUUUCACAAUUGUGAAACUAUAAUUAUCAGAUAAACUAUGUUUUGCAAUCGCAAAUGGCUGUUUUCAGUGUUUGUCAUAGUUUAACACUUCUAAAACAUAAAUGAUCGCGUUAACUAUGAUUUACAGAUGUGAAAUAUGAUUAUCGUCGUUAACUAUACCCUGUAUAUAGUUUUCUGUUGUAAACUAUAGUUUACAAUAGUAAAACCUAGUUUUACUAAUGUGAAAUUACGAUUAGCUCAUUUUGUGAAUUUGGCGUGCCAUACAUUUCAACUCUAAGCUGCCUUUACACCAUUUAUUUCACCUCUCUUAAAAGCUUUCAAAGUAUUAAUAAAGGUACAAUAACAAGGUGUAAUGCAACAACAAUAUUUUUGGACCAUUAUAAUACCAGUCCACAAACAAUAAAACAACUUUUUUUCAAGUUUUUAACAAAGCACACAAGGCUGUUAAUAAAUAAUUUUGCUGUAUGUUUUCGUUUCUGUACCGCAAGUUAUACCAAUAUGUUCUUGUCAUAUAUGACGUAGAAUUGAGGAAAAUUGAAUGAAACUGAAGAGAGAUUGAAUCCAUGUUUGUUUUUAGCUAUGUAUUUCAACAAACUGGUCAAUAGAAUAUUUUUAUGGACUUCAUGAUGAUUAUUGAUUGCUGUAUGUGCUACAUGUUAUUACCAGUAUGUUCUAUACUAUAUGUUACUUUACCUUAUAAAUGAGUUUUGUCAGUAUUUGAUAACAGCCAGUUCCAUUUUUCAGUUGUUACAUGUAGGACUAUCUGUGAGACUUCGACUGUUUUAUAUUUACAUCUACCUAGUAUUUUUGCCUCUAUUUCCCAAGAUAACCGAUUUGUAAUUCACAGCGCUGGAGAUACCCACAAGGCUAAAACCUACACCAUUCAGUUCUAAUCAGUUUACUGAUCGGUCGAAACUUUUAGCAACCUAAGAAAAUUCACGUACUGCACGGAAUAAUCAUGAUGAUGUCAGACUCAAAUUCUGAUAGAUGUUUGGCUAUUUUUUUUGUCCAACAUGUAAUGUAUUCAUGUGCAUUAACAAUAAUUUAUUUACUUUUACAUACUCUUUACGAUCAAUCUAUUAAUUAGUUUAAAGAAAGAUGUAAAUAUGAGUAUGCUUUCUUUGAUGAUUAAUGCGGAUUAAGAAGGUAGCGAUCAUCGCAGAAAAAAAUUACGCAACCCGCUAACGCGUGUUAUGUAUUUCUUCUGCAAUGUCGCCACCUUUAUAUCCCGCAUGAUCUAUUAUUUUUUAUUUGUUGAGGAUUUUAAUACAUGUAUAUGAAAUCCAAAAAAAAUCGAACCUUGCGAAUUCUAAUUAUUCCACAGUAGACUAUUGUAUAGUUUUAUCUUGAGUUCGUUCUUGGAAUAAUGUUUAUGUAAUUUUUGGCAGUGUAUAGGAUAGUAAAAUUCAUUGGAGACUGCUCGAGUGUAAAU
Magallana angulata is the source of this 6943-nucleotide messenger RNA. RefSeq names its product heat shock 70 kDa protein 12A-like. Lineage: Eukaryota; Metazoa; Mollusca; Bivalvia; Ostreida; Ostreidae. Bases 3204 to 4940 code for a protein of 578 amino acids. The transcript has 8 exons. The record is from RefSeq and is a predicted model, not a curated record.